Messenger RNA from Echinococcus granulosus, 831 nucleotides. RefSeq lists its product as hypothetical. The coding region runs from base 1 to 831 and encodes 276 amino acids. NCBI's taxonomy places the organism in Eukaryota, Metazoa, Platyhelminthes, Cestoda, Cyclophyllidea, Taeniidae. The record is from RefSeq and is a predicted model, not a curated record. The transcript is spliced from 5 exons.
AUGAAAAUUCAGUCCAAAGUGUUAACACUACCAAUGAAGAUAAAUCAAAUGAAUGCUUGCAUUAACACAAAUAGCUUUGCUAAUAGUGUGCGGAAUACAAACCCACAUUCUAUAUGCGUGGGCUUAUUUUCGCAUUAUUUAAAUGCUAAAAAGACCAGUGAUGGAAUGUGUGGGUUGAUUUAUUUUGUAUUGAAGUGUAUACAUACCGGUGUUCUUCUACGUGGAUCAAUUUUUGUGGAACGUAUGCUUAUGUUUUUUGUGUAUGAACUUAUUUUGCAUUUGUACAUUGGCAUGUACAUCACUUUUGUUAUGCGUGGACGUAUUUUUCGUGUCAAUGCGAUAAAAUUCACACUUUCAUUGGCAUUUUGUAUUAUCGAAAUUGACAAUAGAGUUGCGUUUGUGUGGAUGUAUUUUGUAUUUUCAAAAUGGACAAAUUCACGGUAUUGCAUAGAACUCACCUAUGGCAGAAAGCAAACUAUUCAUUCACAACAGUCAUACAUGGUAACACGUUCUGGGACUAAGCUUUUACCAAAUGAUUAUGUGAAGAGCAGAAGCAUUUUCAGCCGAAAAGAACAUCAAUUAUUUUCAAAUGACUGCGAAUUUUUACGCAACAAUAUGUACAAAGAUAACCACUUUAAAUUGGAUGAUACCAUGCCAUGCACUACUGAUAAACGUAAAUUUACGCCUUUACCAUUGAUGAAGUUGACUGACCUCCGUAUGACUUUUACUCCAAAUAUUAUGUGUACCGAAUUGCUCCAAAAUCCCUCCACACAUGAAGCCAACUCACCAUUAUAUCAGAAACUUUCCAGUUCCCUAUUAUUGUUUGUUUGA